AUGAGCGCCUACUCGCCAGCGCUACUCGGCAACUCCCGCCAGCGCACGAACAAUAGCGUGGCGGGAUACGAAACGGAGUUCAAAAGUCACUUGAACUCGAACGCCGACCUUCUGCUCGCUACUCAACAUCUUGCUGUCAUGUAUCGCCGUAACCCUAUGCCCGCCGCUAUUGUCAACCGAGGUGCCAACCUCCCGACUACCUUGGAGGCUUGCCAUCAGCGCAUCGCUCAGCUCGAGGAGACCAAUUAUAUUCAGUUCAUCACGCUUGAAAACACGCACGGCGACCUCGAAGAGGCUCGUCACUCGAUCCACCUAUGCCGGCGCCGCUAUCAGUACAAUACCCAGCACCAAGAUAUUCAGUGCUGCGAGGAGGGACACGAAUCGAAUAGCGGCCCCCGCAGGAACUCAGGAGGGAAGAGGUUUCGCGAGCCCGACGGGGGAUUCAACGAGCCCGAGCAUCCGCCCAAACGUACGUCCUCAUCCCUUCGACCUUCGGACGCCAGGGACGACCGCGACAGGCGGCCAGUCUCCAACCCGCCGGAGGAUCGACGACUUUGGACGCCGGGACAACAGGAGUCUCCUGCGCCCGAGCAACGCUCCGCGACGGCCGCGUCAUUGUCUGAGGCGGGCUGGGGUAGAGCCUCGGUGCUUGCGUCAUGGUCUGCAGGCCGAGACUGGCCUGAGCAGUCCAAAGGGGGAGGGACAGGGACGAACGAGACGAGGGUUACCUGGGGAUCGAGCGGCGAGCAUGUAGCCCCGCCUACUCCGAGCACCGCGACCACCGAGGGCGCGAAGACCGUGCCCACUGCGCCGCCGGCCUCGACCGCUGACCAGCCAGCAAUAGCGGCGGCGGCGAGUGACCAGGCCGUCGCGAUCACGCCGAGCUCGUUCUACGAGGCCCCUACCACUGCCGCCUUCGUCGAGCUCGUCAAGAAACGGCCGGAGAUGGCGCCCCAAGGGUUCCAGAAGGGCCAGACCGACACCAUCGCAUCGCGCGCACGUUGGUGGCGUUAUUUGCAGUGCGCCGGAGGGAAGCUCGAGGACACGGACGCGUUCAUUAAUGCGACCUUGCACGUCAUUGCGUCGGGACGGUACAAGGCCGCCAUCGAUGAGGGCAAGGUCGAGAAGGCCCCGACUAGAUCGUCGCCCGACUUUGAGGGCAACCCCACCGACGAGGAGCAGAUCAUCAAAUACCUCGCCGGCUGUGGCAUAUGGACCCAAGGGAGACACUACGAGGCUGCCAUUGAGCUCGCGGAGUUGCGUGGAGUCAAGGGUGCACCGACACCGGACCCUUUCGCCGACUAA
Messenger RNA from Gloeophyllum trabeum ATCC 11539, 1305 nucleotides. RefSeq lists its product as uncharacterized. NCBI's taxonomy places the organism in Eukaryota, Fungi, Basidiomycota, Agaricomycetes, Gloeophyllales, Gloeophyllaceae. The transcript has a single exon. The record is from RefSeq and is a predicted model, not a curated record. Bases 1 to 1305 code for a protein of 434 amino acids.